AUGGAGGUGAAAGAUAUGGAGUGCCUUGGAGGCUCUCCUUCAGGAGCCGCCUCUGUGCGUGACACAAUCACCGAUGCUGUGUUCGGGGAAAUGACAGACAAUGGCCCUAACUAUCGCGGUCUAGGAUGGUUUGCCACUUCGAUUCUCAUGACGAAGACGAUGAUUGGGCUCGGAGUCCUAUCCAUUCCUGCUGCCUUUGACGUUUUAGGUCUCAUACCCGGAGUGCUAUGUCUCUUGGCCGUCGCAGCAAUCACCAUUUGGUCGAUGUUUGUGGUCGGGACAUUUAAGCUCAAUCAUCCAGAGGUUUAUGCUAUCGAUGAUGUCGGCUACAAGCUUUUCGGUGUUACCGGACGAGUGUUUUUGGGGACCACAUUCUGCAUUUACUGGAUUUUCGUUUCGGGUUCGGGGCUGCUCAGUAUUUCAAUAGCGUUGAAUGCGAUAUCCAUGCACGGAACCUGCACAUCAGUCUUUGUGGCCGUUGCCGCCAUUGUAACAUUCUGCUUGACCAGCAUUCGUACACUGGGCCGCAUCAGCUGGAUUGCCUGGAUCGGCCUUUUCAGUAUCUUGGGAGCCAUCAUUACCCUUACUAUUGCUGUUGGAAUCCAAGAUAGACCCGCAAGUGCACCACUGGAGGGCCCAUGGAAAUCUGACUACGAGCUGUUCAAGAAGCCAUCGUUCUUAGAAGCUGCUUCAGCAAUCUCCACUUUGGUAUUCGCGUACUCGGGCACUAGCGCGUUCUUUGCGAUUACCGUUGUGACCGGCACAUAUCUUAGCAUCGGUGUGGUAGUAUACUAUUUCUGCGGGUCAUAUGUCGCGUCGCCGGCUCUCGGGUCUGCUGGAGUUCUUAUGAAGAAAGUGACAUACGGAAUAGCCAUCCCUGGUCUUCUCGCGUCGACAAUCAUUCUUUCUCAUGUGUCGAGCAAGUACAUUUUCGUCCGCCUGCUUCAAGGCAGUGAACAUUUGACCGCGAAUACUUUUCAGCAUUGGGCUACUUGGCUUGGCUGCACAUUGGGAGCGACUCUUAUCGCCUAUAUUAUCGCCAGCGCUAUACCUGUCUUUAAUAGCCUAGUAUCCCUUGUUGGUGCGCUGUUCGGUACAUUGAUGUCGUUCCAGCCUAUGGGUUGUAUGUGGCUGUACGAUAAUUGGAAAGGGAACAAGCGGGAACGGACUUUACGCUGGUAUUUUAUGCUCGCUUGGAGUCUAUUUGUCAUCCUUUCGGGAACAUUUCUCAUGGUGGCCGGGACUUAUGGCUCCGUUGUGGAAGUCAUUGAUAGUUAUAAAGAGUCCAGCGGCUCGGCUGCCUGGUCUUGUGCAGACAAUUCCAACUCUGUAUAG
Molecule: messenger RNA, 1335 nt
Organism: Aspergillus pseudotamarii
Lineage: Eukaryota; Fungi; Ascomycota; Eurotiomycetes; Eurotiales; Aspergillaceae
Product: transmembrane amino acid transporter
Exons: 6
Coding region: 1-1335 (444 amino acids)
Biological process (GO): amino acid transmembrane transport
Cellular component (GO): vacuolar membrane
Molecular function (GO): amino acid transmembrane transporter activity
Source: RefSeq, a predicted model, not a curated record